This is a messenger RNA of Kwoniella shivajii, 960 nucleotides long. RefSeq lists its product as uncharacterized. The record is from RefSeq and is a predicted model, not a curated record. The transcript has 3 exons. NCBI's taxonomy places the organism in Eukaryota, Fungi, Basidiomycota, Tremellomycetes, Tremellales, Cryptococcaceae. Gene Ontology annotation, cellular component: cytoplasm. Bases 1 to 960 code for a protein of 319 amino acids. Gene Ontology annotation, molecular function: iron-sulfur cluster binding. Gene Ontology annotation, biological process: iron-sulfur cluster assembly.
AUGACCGCUCCAAUGAAUGGUUUCGCCACCAGCUCGAACGGUUCUACUUCCACUCAAGUCGUAGUCGGUUCAAUGGAACGAAUCGAGGAUUAUCAGAAAACUUUAACCGAAUUGAAAAGUCAUGGUGGGAACGUACAAGGUGAAAUGGUAGAUAGGAUAUUGGAUAAUGCUACGUCACUUCCUUCACCACCAUUAACAAUCCAUCUGAUACUUCCUUUACCACUUACGACCAACCUUUAUUCUACAAUUCCCCCUUCAACUCAACUAUUUAUACAUCUACCAACACAGCAUACUGAAGCAGAAUUGAGCUCAUUACACUCUUCGCUUUCGCAAGCACAAUUUACACCUCUUCUUCCUACACCCUCAACUACCAUCAUCUCUUACACCGCACCUGCUCCAUCAGCAUCAUCAUCAUCUUCUUCCUCUUCUUUACCUACAGCUAUAUCUGUUCCAGCACCCUUUCCAUCCUCCGUACGUCCCUUAGCAUUGAAGAGAUCAGGUGACAAAGCACGUAAAGCAGCGCUAUGGGCAUUGGAUUCACCUCUACUUCCAGAUGGAGGUAAAUCACUCUUAACUCCUGAAGAUAGACAAAGACCAGAAUGUGUAUACCCUGAAUCGGAUGGUAAACCUGUCAAACGUCGAAGAGCAUGUAAAGAUUGUACAUGUGGUUUAAAGGAAUUAGAGGAAGAAGAAGAAAAUCAAUCUUCUCAAGCGAUCAAAGAAGCUCAAAAAGCUUUCUUCUUGGAAGGUGACGAUGAUAUUCCGGAAAUAUUAAAAACUGCAACAGUAGGAGUUGAAGGUGUAUGGCCAACUGAAAAAAGAGCAGAAGCUAAGAAGACAAGUAGUUGUGGAAGCUGUUAUCUAGGUGACGCGUUCAGGUGUAACAGUUGUCCUUAUCUUGGUCUUCCACCUUUCAAGCCUGGUGAACAAGUCAAGCUAUCCAUCGCCGAUGACUUCUAA